GGCGUCAAAAGAUCAACACGUCUUCGGAAAAUAGAUAUUCACUAGUUAUAUUCCUCUGGGACCCUCUUUUAAAUAAUUAUACCUGUAGAUUGCUUGAAUAUCAAUCUAGCGUCUUGGGUAAAAGGUGAAAAGAGUUCAAGCCAGCUGUAUUUUACAGCACCUGGAGAGAUCCUUUGAAAGGAACAGCUCAUUAGAGUAAACUUCGCUUAAUAAUUUAUGCGGCUAAAACAAAUCUUACCACAGAGAUUUACCAACAGGACACGCUCAGAAGAUGCAUAAAGCUGUACUGACGCUGGGGUUGCUCAUUAACAUAUGUUCCUCGAUUUGUAUCGUUUUCCUGAACAAAUGGCUCUAUGUUCACCAUGGCUUCCCGAACAUGACUCUUACAUGUAUCCACUUUACCACCACGUAUAUUGGCCUCCGCCUGUGCGCUUUCUUCAAUGUUUUUCAGCCAAAAAGGUUGUCUGUACUUAAAGUGGCUCCGCUAUCGUUGGCGUUCUGUGGCUUCGUGGUGUUCACAAAUCUCAGCCUUCAGAAUAACACAGUUGGAACAUAUCAGUUAGCGAAAGCCCUGACCACACCGACCAUUGUGGCAAUCCACACGUUCUUUUAUAAUAAGAGUUAUUCAACACAAAUCAAGUUAACAGUUAUUCCAAUCAUUGUGGGAGUGUUUUUAAACUCUUACUAUGAUGUCAAGUUCAACUGGGUUGGCACUUUCUAUGCAAGUUUGGGUGUGAUAGUGACAUCUGUCUAUCAAGUGUGGGUAGGAACAAAACAAAAAGAAUUCCAAGCAAAUUUUAUGCAGCUCCUGUAUUAUCAGGCCCCUAUUUCUGCAGCCAUGUUAGCAGUAGCUGUUCUUAUUUUUGAACCAGUAACAUCAGAGAAAGGACUUCUGUCUUCCUGGUCUGGAUCUUCAAUUCUGGUGGUACUAGCAUCUGGUGUGGUGGCUUUCAGUGUGAAUCUAUCAAUCUACUGGAUUAUUGGAAACACAUCUCCUGUGACAUACAACAUGGUGGGACAUUUAAAAUUCUGCAUUAUUCUCAUGGGAGGUUAUUUCAUAUUUCAUGAUCCACUCCGUACCAACCAAAUGAUGGGUGUGGCUACAACCCUCGCAGGAAUCAUAGCUUACACACAUUUUAAACUUGCAGAGCAGAAUAAUUUGACUCUGCCAACAGUCACCAGAAAAGUCUAAAAUGGACCAUGUGAACAAAAUAAGAAGAAAAAAAGAAAAAUUAUGAUGAAAUAUUUUAUGAAAUAAUAUUAAUAAUCUUGGUACCAAGAGAGGCGAUUGCUUGUUUUAACCCUUUAAAUCCUAGAUCAAAUUUUUAAUUCUCCUUACUGUCAACCAUACAAUUCUUACAAUGUUAGUUCAGAGAAUUUAGUAUUGGAUCAACUAAUGACCCCCUAAUUGGUAUUUUUCUUUAUUCUCAUCACUUGUCUGGUUGAUAUUGUAUUGAUAUUGUAAGGAGAAAUACUGUCUUGGUCACUCAUGGAGUAAAGGGUUAAGAAAAACAUACACCAGUGGUGUGAAGAAUUUUUCACUCAUUUGUCUUUUAAACUUCAUUUGGUCCUGAAUUUGACAUUUAUUUAAUAGAUUGAACAAAAUUGGUCGAGGGAGAGUUGGCCCCCAUUUCAGUCCAGGAUACUAAUAUUAAUGAUAUCAAUAGUGAUUAUUGUUAUUAUUUUAAUAAUAUACAUGAAAAAAUUAUGUGCCUCUGAUUGGCUUAAAACAAGUGCAUUUUUCAUUUAACAUGAGUGAAGUUGUAACAUGAGUGCAGGCUCAUGCAAUUUUGUUGUCUUUGAUAAAUUUACUCAUGCUUAUAAACACCCAAUUGCACUUGUAAUCACGUUUAUACCCAUACUAAUUAUUUACUGGGAAGCUCUGUCACUUAAUGAUGUAAUUGUCAGAAAAGUCAGAGGGAAAAAUAUUUUA
Molecule: messenger RNA, 1933 nt
Organism: Pocillopora verrucosa
Lineage: Eukaryota; Metazoa; Cnidaria; Anthozoa; Scleractinia; Pocilloporidae
Product: solute carrier family 35 member E3
Cellular component (GO): Golgi apparatus
Molecular function (GO): antiporter activity; nucleotide-sugar transmembrane transporter activity
Source: RefSeq, a predicted model, not a curated record